ACAACUACCUCACUGGCUCGGUCUCUACGAAAAUAGGCAACCUUGAAGCAUUGAUGGCCGUGAACCUUGGCUACAACUACUUGACAGGCCCCAUUCCUGACUCCAUCGGCAAGCUCACGAAUCUGAACGCCUUAUUUCUAUGGGGAAACAAAAUGACAGGAUCGAUACCCACAGUGAUAGGCAACCUUCUUUAUUUGACUGAGUUGUCCCUUUCUUGGAACAACCUCACAGGCAGCGUCCCAGAUCCCAUUGGCAACCUCCUGCAGCUCACAAACUUGGAAAUUAAAGGAACCAAUCUGUCAGGACCACUCCCUCCAACUCUGGGCAAACUCUCCAAACUUAAUCCAUUGAAUCUGUCAUUAACUGCGCUCACGUGCCCGCCUAACAAGAGUCCGUGUUUGGUUCAGCAAUUCUCUCAAAGCGCCUUAUGCAGCAAGUGCCCCUCCUUCUGCGCCACCUGCAACAAGACAGCACCACGCCCACCCUCUCCCCCUCCAGCCGCCCCCUCCUUCACUCCAACUUCCCCCACACCGACCCCAUCCUCCUCCUCUGACCCCAACUCACCCGAAGCGCCUCCCUCCCAGUCUGGUGGUGGUCUCUCUGUGGGAGCCAUUGCCAGCAUUGCUGUGGCUGCUGUGAUGCUGCUGACCAUUGGCAUUGGCGCACUGCUGUGGCGGCGGAGAGGUCACAACAGAUGGGCAGCACGUGCAGCAAGUCGCUCCGGCAGCAUGCCAGGCGCUAACUGCACGGAGUACUCCCUAGAGGAGGUUCUUGAAGCCACCAGCAACUGGUCCUCAGCCAACCAGCUUGGCUCGGGUGCCUUUGGUGACGUGUACAAGGGCGUGUGUCCCGAUGAUGGCACCACCCUGUGGGCCGUCAAGAGAGCCAAACUGAUUGACGUGGAUUUUUACAAAGAG
Molecule: messenger RNA, 917 nt
Organism: Closterium sp. Naga37s-1
Lineage: Eukaryota; Viridiplantae; Streptophyta; Zygnematophyceae; Desmidiales; Closteriaceae
Source: the annotation of a GenBank genome assembly